AUGUGGUCACCUAUCUCGUCCAGCUCGCCGUCGGGAGUGCAGCAUGAUAGCUCAUCGCGCACCUCUAUCGCGCAAAUCGUCGGGACGAAAGAGUGGAAGGAUGUCACCGUAAAUUUGUACUUCCUCGGGAGGAUGCUUGAACAGGCCGACCUCACGACCUUGAGUCCGGAUGACUUCGCCGCCGAACUGCUCUGGGAGGACCAUCAGGUUUAA
Peniophora sp. CBMAI 1063 is the source of this 213-nucleotide messenger RNA. The record is from the annotation of a GenBank genome assembly. NCBI's taxonomy places the organism in Eukaryota, Fungi, Basidiomycota, Agaricomycetes, Russulales, Peniophoraceae.